GAAGCUGGUUCGCUCUGCUCCUGGGCGCCAGGGAGGAUGCAGCGUCCGGUGUGGUGGUGGCUGUUCCUGGUGCUGUGCAGCCUCCUAGAGUACCAGGCGGAGGCCCCGAACCCAGCGGAGCCUCCGGAGCGAAGUCGGCCAUACGCCGUGCUGCGUGGGCAGAAUCUGGUGUUGAUGGGAACCGUUUUCAGCAUCCUGCUGGUGACCGUGAUCCUCAUGGCAUUGUGUGUCUACAAGCCCAUUCGGCGUCGAUGACGGCCGAGCAAGCAGGUUUUCGGAGUAUCUGGGAUAUUAAGUUGUGUUGCACAUGGGUCGGUGGAGAAGUUGGAAUCAGAACCUUACUGCUUGAAAAUGACCUUUGGUCUGGACAGUUAGUAGAUGCUAAAUGUUUUAGCGAAAAUAUCUAACAAUUAUUUUUUUCUUGACACUGUAAUGCUAAUAAUUGGCCAUUGAGUCUGCUUCUCGGUUUUGCUUUUUGAGUAUCUGGCUGUAUUUGUGCUUGUGAAAAGUAAGGCCUGAAGCUCCCAGGUCAUGUGAAGAUGGGAAAACAUGGCAGUUCUGUGAGCGACCCUGGACGGGACUAAUCCUUCAUGUUUGAAGAUAUUCAUGAGAUAAAAAGCUUAAUAUGUAGACGUUGCCUACUCAAGAACCACUUGGUCACAUGGGUUAAGAAUCACAAAUGUUUUUAAUUAUACUGACCUGGCCCGGAAUGCCCUGAUUGUAGGCAGUGUCAGCAGUGGGGGACUUAGGCUGUCACUCUUCAUGUUGCAUCCAGCCUCCUUGGGCUAGGAGGCUCUGAGGUUGGGUCGGAAAUGUUACUCGUUGGCCCAUCUGAGAAAGUACCCCAUCCUGCUCAAAGUACUGCACUUGAGUCUUUCCAGCCCAUGGCCUAAAAUCUGUGGCAGCUUAUCAGAUUUGGAAUCUAAAGGAAAUAGCAAAGUCUCUUUUCAGCCCUGGGUGGGGAGGGCUCAGCCAAGAGAGGUGUGUGUUCACUGUACAAGGCAAAGGUAUCAGGUGGGUGUGUGUUUACAAAUUUAAUUUCAACUUUGAAAAUGCUACUUGCACUGUUGGUGAACUGGAAUUUUUUUCUUCUGUUGAAAUGAUACUUCCAUAUUUGCAAAGUGAUUAUAUGUAUUUACUUUAAAGGUGCUAGGUUUUUCUUUGUUACUAAACUGAAAUGCUUAUUUUGUGCUCCAUUCAAGCACAGCACUGAUAUUUAACAGUCCACAACUUAAUGUGAAAUACCUGAUGUGGGAUACUAUGUAACUGUUCAAGGAUUUUGUUUCUAACCCUAACAUUGAGCCAUUGAAAUGUUCACUGUUCUGUACUUUUGAGCAAAAUGCCAAAUAAAAUUACAGUAGUAUCUUA
Messenger RNA from Manis pentadactyla (Chinese pangolin), 1368 nucleotides. It is a transcript of the gene C14H12orf76, whose product is annotated as chromosome 14 C12orf76 homolog. NCBI's taxonomy places the organism in Eukaryota, Metazoa, Chordata, Mammalia, Pholidota, Manidae. The record is from RefSeq and is a predicted model, not a curated record. The transcript is spliced from 2 exons. Bases 37 to 255 code for a protein of 72 amino acids.